AUUGGGUCAAAGGUGUCAGACUUGACAUAAGGAAGACAGUAAUUGAGCGCUCGCAGCGAAUGGGCGGAGGCGGAGCACCGGAGUUAACGUUACCCAACACUGGGCUGCUUGGUCCGGUUAUCUGAGCGCUUGUCAAGACAGCAGCAGAUGCGCCGUCCUGCCUGGUUUAAGUCCGCUAAGAAGCUACUAGUCCAAUUAACCGAGAAGAGGCGGAAAUCCACGCAUGUAGGCUGCUCGAACAACUUGCUGCCCCGCGGCUGGACGAUGGAUGUGAGCGCCGCUCCGGCACACCGUGACGACCUGACACUCGCCAUCAGCGACCGAGCUGGACCAGAAGCGACGCGGUGUCAGCAGUGAGAUGCUGGCGUGUUCUGAGCGCUGACAGUCGCGAUCUGGGCUCACACAAUAAGCCUCCAUAAGCCGCCGGAGCACAGGCCCGCGCGCGCGUCAUUAGCGACGCUGCGGAGUUUCCUCGAGCUGUUCGUGAAGGCGGAUCGUUAACAUGGAAACACACUCCGAUGUGCUGCUCGUCACCGCAAAUGUCGGCUCGCUCUUUGACAAUGUGGGGGAAAUUCAAAAUGAAUGGUUACAAGAAUUGUACAAGACUAUCCACAGCUACAAGCCACAGUUCAUCGCCCUGCACUUCCAGGAGGUGGGAGGGAAGGACUACAUGGUCAACAUGGGCCAUGCUGAAAACUUCUUUUGGAGCAUUGAGUCCAGUGAGGAAAUGAAAGACUUCGACAGGGUCUGCAUCUAUGUGGACAACCAGUUCCAAGCAGAAGACAGCUUCACGGCUUUGGGGAGCAUGUACUUCAUCCACAAGACACUGAAAAACAUCUCUCAGUAUGAUUUUAAUGAGAAGGAUUUUAAAGCCGUGUCAGGGCAGAACAAACACGUGGGCUCUUUGGACGGGGUCACCACAGUGGAGAAAGAAAAAUUCCCAAAGAAUUUCUGGCCUGAUUUCAAGUGGUCCAGAAAGGGCUUCAUGAGGACCCGCUGGAUCAUACACAACCAAGGUCUGGACCUGGUCAAUGUUCACCUGUUCCAUGAUGCCUCCAACCUCAUUGCCUGCAACUCCAGUCCUUCCAUUUACUCAGCCAACCGCAAAAACGCUCUCAGAUAUGUCAUCAACAGGAUAUCAGACAGCCGCUACACUCCUCUGCCUUUCUUCUUGUUUGGAGAUUUCAACUUCCGUCUGGACACACUUAGUCUGGUCCAGCAUCUGUCCACUUCGGCAGAUGUGCAGACCGUGAAGAAAGACAGCACUAAUGAAGUGGAGAAAAUCAUCUGCGAAGAAAAAGACAACGACCACCAGGUGCUGCUCCACAUUGAGGAGAAGCUGUUCGCCUACCUGCACCAGGCGGUGUUCAGGGAGGACAAUGGCAGAGCACUUCUGAAAUAUGACAAAGAAGCCGCAGCAUUCCACGAUGUUGUUAGGGAAGAGGACAUCAAAUUUCCACCCAGCUACCCCUACAGUGAAGAGUACACUAAACCGACCCAGUACAUGAACACUCGCUGUCCUGCCUGGUGUGAUCGUAUCCUCAUGUCUCACACUGCCCAAGCAUUCAUUCACAAGGGAGACGACAGUGAGAAGAGCGUUGUUUACAACACAGUGGGUCCUAACGUCUGUAUGGGAGACCAUAAGCCGGUUUUCUUGUUCUUCUCACUGAAGACAAACGACCAUUGACUCGGAUCCUUCUGAAUGAGUUUACCACAGUCUCAGUACCAGAAGGUGAUCAGCAUGACGGUCACCUGCCACAACCCACCCGUCAGCCAGCUGUGGCUCUCGACACAGGAAGCCCCCACUGUGAAAACCCCAUCCUCAAAUCACCGGUGUCUCACAUCUGAUCUCACUGCCACACACUGUCGACCUGAGCUCGAGUGGCACCAGCGCAGCACAGCAGCUUUCCUGGAUUUCUGAGAUCCUCCUCUCACUCUCAGAUCUUAAGUCCUGCGACCUGAAAGCUCAGUGUCACUGAGGAUGUUCCUACGAUUCCUGCUCGCAGCCAUCGAGAUUGUUUCUCUUUUUUCGUCCUUCUUUUUUUAAUGCGACCAAGAAUGACGUAAAGACAGCAGUGUGCGACUGUAGACCAGCCCCUUCAAAUGGGUGUGCACAUGCAACAUUCUUACAUUUUGAUCAGAGUGGAUUUUAGCUAAUGCAUUAAAAAAAAUCUGCCUUUUUUGCAGACAGUGUCAGAUAAACCCCAGCCAAGGCAUCAUAGAUUGACUUAUUUCUUAUUGGCACUUAAUAAUGUAAUAAAUGUCUCCAGUCAAUUAGGCCACUUUGUAGCAACUGAACUGGAUAAUUCCACUCAGUAGGUUUUAUAUUAGCUGUUGAAUUCAAAUCUGAAUCCAUCAUUCAGAAACUCCUGUGUAAAUAAUUUUUAUCUAAACAUUAUAAAGAACAUUAGUGUUAAUGUGAGCCACAGUCUGUGUAAAACCUGAGUAAUGAAAACAAAAAAAUAUGGGAUCUUUAAUCAGAUAUUGGACCAGGCCUACUGACUGCAUGUGUAUGCUUUUAUUUUGUAUUUUAUGCCAUUUUUAGAUCAGGUAUUUACCUUUUAAAGUUGUUUACUAUCACUGUAAGCAGGAUUUGACCGUAAAGCCGGAGACACCGUAGAGGAAUGCUGCAAUCUCAGUUUCCCGUGAGCAUGUUUGUUGAGAUGUCCUCCAUAGAUAAUGCCAUUUAUGAAGGAUUUCUGACUGACAUGUUAUUGUUUUCCCACGCAUGCAGCUGCUCCCUCACAGCGGCUUUAACUGUGUCACUCAUGAUAACAUAAAAAAAUCCAUCUCAGAAUUGAUUUUGAUAAAUAAUAUCAUGACUUUAAUUGCAAAGUUAUGUAGAAAUGACACUAGACAGUGGACAAAACAACAACAAACCAACUGCAGCAGUUUCGUCUGUUCAUGAAUGUCGGGGUAAGAAUUAAUUCACAUAACACAGCAGCAGGGUUGCACCCUGCUGAAUUUAAAGUAGCGUUCCUCACUGUUUUACUACCAACUGUACAUUAAUACCAAGUGCUUUAUUCCACAAGCUACAGCUCAGCAGUUCUCAAUUUUUCCAUUUCCUCACUCACAAAGUUCUCUUUACGGUUUGCACCGAAAUCUCUUCCACCCUGGUCUGGUUGGCAUCGACCUUAUUUCAUUGCCAAAACAAUUACGCUGUGGGUCUCACGUGUUUAGUUCCAACUCUUUAGAAGCGUGGACGUUUCCAACGCAUGGUUUCACUUGAACGUCACACAGUCCCGUAUAUAUACAGUAUGCACGUGUGUGCACCUGCACACGACACAGAAGUGAUUUUUUUUUUUUUUUUUUUUGUUCUGUUGAUUCACAGUCUCAUUCUGUAGCACCAUUGCUGUCAUAUAUUUUUGAUGUGUGAAUUAUUGUUUAGAUUGUUUUGACCUGGCUUUAAUAAUGACUAAAUGAAUUUAAAAUGUGUUUGUGGUUUGUUAUUCAUCCGUCCAUUAGCUGUACCUUAUUAUCCUUGGGGCAUAUUUUGUGAAACUCCUUCUGUCUUAUGCAGCUUCAUGGACCUAUAUUCAUACAGAAAUGCUUGUCAUGGAUAAAUUCACAGAUAUCGGUAUAAAGUUCGGACCGUCGGACAUGUUUGUAGAGUGGGACUGAAGACUUGCCGCAAUAAGAUUAAGUCAGUGAUGCGAAUGUGUGUGUAGAGGAAGUUUGUAAGUAAUAAACUUUUAGCUGUUCACUGUUGACCAGUCCUGGGAGUGGAGUUCAUUAUAAGGCCAGUAUUACCUUUAGAUUAACUCUGGUCAAACACUACAUCAUUGAAAUAUUUCACUUUUGUAAAUAAAAUAUU
Messenger RNA from Chelmon rostratus (copperband butterflyfish), 3814 nucleotides. It is a transcript of the gene inpp5l, whose product is annotated as inositol polyphosphate-5-phosphatase L. Gene Ontology annotation, molecular function: inositol-polyphosphate 5-phosphatase activity. The coding region runs from base 503 to 1687 and encodes 394 amino acids. The transcript has 16 exons. Lineage: Eukaryota; Metazoa; Chordata; Actinopteri; Chaetodontiformes; Chaetodontidae. Gene Ontology annotation, biological process: phosphatidylinositol dephosphorylation. The record is from RefSeq and is a predicted model, not a curated record.